CGGCGGGAGGAGGCGACGAGCCCAGGCCAGGCGGACACGUGGCAGCAGCAGCGGCAGCGGCAUCUCCUGCACGCACCGGGCUCCGCUCCCCGAGACUCCCGAUCCAGUGCUCACCACCGCCGCCAACAUGGGGAAGGGGGUCGGACGCGACAAAUAUGAGCCUGCAGCCGUUUCAGAGCAAGGCAACAAAAAGAAGCAGAAGAAGGAUAGGGAUAUGGAUGAAUUGAAGAAAGAAGUGUCUAUGGAUGACCAUAAACUCAGCCUGGAUGAACUUCACCGCAAAUAUGGAACAGAUUUGACCAGAGGCUUAUCCACUGCUCGAGCUGCUGAAAUUCUGGCCCGCGAUGGUCCCAACGCCCUCACCCCCCCUCCCACCACUCCUGAGUGGAUCAAAUUCUGCAGGCAGCUGUUUGGGGGCUUCUCCAUGCUGCUGUGGAUCGGGGCGAUUCUUUGUUUCUUAGCUUACAGCAUCCAAGCUGCCACAGAAGAGGAACCUCAAAAUGAUAAUCUGUAUCUUGGUGUGGUGCUUUCAGCUGUUGUCAUCAUCACUGGAUGCUUCUCGUACUACCAAGAAGCUAAAAGCUCAAAGAUCAUGGAAUCCUUCAAGAACAUGGUCCCUCAGCAAGCACUUGUAAUCCGAAACGGUGAGAAAAUGAGCAUCAAUGCUGAAGAAGUGGUUGUUGGGGAUCUGGUGGAAGUGAAAGGCGGCGACCGAAUCCCCGCGGAUCUGCGAAUCAUCUCAGCCAACGGCUGCAAGGUGGAUAACUCCUCCCUCACCGGUGAAUCAGAGCCCCAGACCAGGUCUCCGGAUUUCACCCAUGAAAAUCCCCUGGAGACCAGGAACAUUGCCUUCUUUUCAACUAACUGUGUUGAAGGCACGGCUCGUGGUAUUGUGGUCUAUACUGGGGAUCGCACUGUGAUGGGGAGGAUCGCUACCCUGGCCUCUGGCCUGGAGGGGGGCCAGACUCCCAUUGCUGCCGAAAUCGAGCAUUUCAUUCAUCUCAUCACCGGCGUGGCCGUGUUUCUGGGGGUGUCUUUCUUCAUCCUCUCUCUGAUCCUGGAGUACACCUGGCUCGAAGCUGUCAUCUUCCUCAUCGGUAUCAUUGUCGCCAACGUGCCCGAAGGGUUGCUGGCCACUGUCACGGUGUGCCUGACGCUCACUGCCAAACGCAUGGCUCGGAAAAACUGCUUGGUGAAGAACUUGGAAGCUGUGGAGACUCUGGGAUCCACCUCUACCAUCUGCUCCGAUAAAACUGGAACUCUCACUCAGAACCGAAUGACCGUCGCCCACAUGUGGUUUGACAACCAGAUCCACGAAGCUGACACGACAGAGAACCAGAGCGGUGUCUCCUUCGACAAGACUUCUGUUACCUGGAUGGCUCUGUCCAGAAUCGCAGGUCUUUGCAACCGGGCGGUAUUUCAGGCAAACCAGGAAAAUCUCCCUAUUCUGAAGCGUGCUGUCGCCGGAGAUGCCUCCGAAUCUGCACUCCUGAAGUGCAUCGAGGUUUGCUGUGGCUCUGUGAAGGAGAUGCGGGAAAGAUAUGCCAAGAUCGUGGAGAUCCCCUUCAAUUCCACCAACAAGUACCAGUUGUCCAUUCACAAGAACCCCAACACAAACGAGCCCCGGCAUCUGCUGGUGAUGAAAGGUGCCCCAGAAAGGAUCCUGGACCGCUGUAGUUCCAUCCUUCUGCACGGCAAAGAGCAGCCCCUGGAUGAAGAGCUCAAGGACGCCUUCCAGAAUGCCUACCUGGAACUGGGUGGCCUCGGGGAGAGAGUGCUAGGUUUCUGUCACCUCCUGCUGCCCGAUGAGCAAUUUCCCGAAGGGUUCCAGUUCGACACAGAUGACGUGAAUUUCCCCGUUGACAAUCUCUGCUUCGUUGGCCUCAUCUCCAUGAUCGACCCUCCUCGGGCAGCUGUCCCUGAUGCUGUGGGCAAAUGCCGAAGUGCUGGAAUCAAGGUCAUCAUGGUCACUGGAGAUCAUCCCAUCACAGCCAAAGCCAUUGCCAAAGGUGUGGGCAUCAUCUCAGAGGGCAAUGAGACUGUGGAAGACAUUGCUGCUCGCCUCAAUAUCCCCGUGAGCCAGGUGAACCCCAGAGAUGCCAAGGCCUGUGUGGUACAUGGAAGUGACCUGAAGGACAUGACCUCAGAGCAGCUGGACGACAUUUUGAAGUACCAUACAGAGAUUGUGUUUGCCAGGACCUCUCCUCAGCAGAAGCUUAUCAUUGUGGAAGGUUGCCAAAGGCAGGGUGCCAUCGUGGCUGUCACUGGGGAUGGUGUCAAUGACUCUCCAGCCCUGAAGAAAGCAGACAUCGGAGUUGCUAUGGGAAUCGCCGGCUCGGAUGUGUCCAAGCAAGCUGCUGACAUGAUUCUUCUGGAUGACAACUUUGCCUCCAUUGUGACUGGAGUAGAGGAAGGUCGUCUGAUCUUUGAUAACUUGAAGAAAUCCAUCGCCUACACCCUGACCAGUAACAUUCCAGAAAUCACCCCCUUCCUGAUAUUUAUUAUUGCAAACAUUCCACUACCACUGGGAACUGUCACCAUCCUUUGCAUCGAUCUGGGCACAGACAUGGUUCCCGCCAUCUCCCUAGCUUACGAGCAAGCUGAGAGCGACAUCAUGAAGAGGCAGCCCAGGAACCCUAAAACAGAUAAGCUUGUGAAUGAGCGGCUGAUCAGCAUGGCCUAUGGUCAGAUUGGCAUGAUCCAGGCCCUGGGUGGCUUCUUCACGUACUUCGUGAUUCUGGCAGAGAAUGGCUUCCUCCCCCUCCACUUGCUGGGGAUCCGUGUGGAUUGGGACGACCGCUGGAUCAAUGAUGUGGAGGAUAGUUAUGGACAGCAGUGGACCUAUGAACAGAGGAAGAUCGUGGAGUUCACUUGCCACACGGCCUUCUUUGUCAGCAUUGUGGUGGUGCAGUGGGCUGAUUUGGUCAUCUGUAAGACCAGGAGGAACUCAGUGUUCCAGCAGGGCAUGAAGAACAAGAUUCUGAUCUUCGGCCUCUUCGAAGAGACGGCUCUUGCUGCUUUCCUUUCAUAUUGCCCUGGAAUGGGGGUGGCCCUGAGAAUGUACCCCCUCAAACCUACCUGGUGGUUCUGUGCCUUCCCCUACUCCCUCCUCAUCUUCGUGUAUGACGAAGUCAGAAAGUUGAUCAUCAGAAGGCGCCCUGGAGGCUGGGUGGAGAAGGAGACCUACUACUAGAACCCUAGUCCUGCACGUUAAAGAAGCAACCACGCCACACUCUGCACCCCUCCCACGCCCUCUUUGUGUACUUCCGUCUUCGAGUUCAGAACCCUACGCCGGUAGGAAAGCACCGAAGCAUGUGGGAGCCAGAUGUCCCGGAAUGAAGCAUGUAGCUAUACGGGGGGUGGGGGGGAGGGCUGCCUGAAAAACCAUCGUCAGGGGGAAUGACAUCAGGAAAGGAUUUUAUGUGCCUUUUUGUUUUUGUAAAAAAGGGUUACCUUGAAUGACAGAAAGAGAAUACAUUUUAUAUCUGGAUUUUUACAAAUAAAGAUGGCCAAGAUCAUGGA
Suncus etruscus (white-toothed pygmy shrew) is the source of this 3522-nucleotide messenger RNA. It is a transcript of the gene ATP1A1, whose product is annotated as ATPase Na+/K+ transporting subunit alpha 1. The transcript is spliced from 23 exons. NCBI's taxonomy places the organism in Eukaryota, Metazoa, Chordata, Mammalia, Eulipotyphla, Soricidae. Gene Ontology annotation, cellular component: membrane. Gene Ontology annotation, molecular function: P-type sodium:potassium-exchanging transporter activity; ATP binding; ATP hydrolysis activity. The coding region runs from base 128 to 3193 and encodes 1021 amino acids. The record is from RefSeq and is a predicted model, not a curated record. Gene Ontology annotation, biological process: intracellular sodium ion homeostasis; intracellular potassium ion homeostasis; proton transmembrane transport.